GUCAUUCACGCGAAGUCGAGACCAGAGAGACCUUGGCAUCGAGGUGCUUACCCUCACGCAACGCAUAACCACCACCAUCAUGACAUUAGCAAAUAAAGUCGUCCUGCGCUCCAAAUGCGUCGUUCUCGGCAACCCCGGCUCAGGGAAAAGCGCACUCGUGCAGAUGUUUCACUCGGAUGGGUCGCAGUAUCCUAAGACGUACGCCAUGACAAUCCACUGCGAUGUGUGCGUCAAAGUCGUCAACAUCCCUGACACGGACGUUUCCGUGGAGCUCUUCAUCCACGAUGUCGGCGGGCAUGAUGCCUUUCAGGAAAUGUGGCCCCGCUAUAUCGAAUCCGCCACAACCUUCGUCCUCGUCUACGACGUAACUUCCCUUGACUCCUUCAAAGCGCUCCCCAAAUGGAUCCACCUCGCCCAACAGCGCAUCAAGCACAUAUCCGGCAAAACGCCCACAACAACAACGAAUAGGGAGAUCACGGGUGUCGUGGUGGCAACCAAGACCGACCAGACGUUGCGACGCGUUGUGAGCCGGAAGCAGGGGGAGGAGGCGGCGAGGGGGUUUGGGUUGGCUUAUAUGGAGUGUUCGGCUGCAACAAACACAGACGUAGAUGCACCCUUCUAUUUUCUCUCCGCGGCCUUCCACGAGCAGUUCGAGGGGGUUGUCAAGAGUCUUGUGAGGUUCGCUGCGUAGAUCAGAUCAGAUCAACAUCAACCCAUGCAUAUAAGUAAAAUAUCCGCAUUGCAAUACGAUCC
Molecule: messenger RNA, 753 nt
Organism: Fimicolochytrium jonesii
Lineage: Eukaryota; Fungi; Chytridiomycota; Chytridiomycetes; Spizellomycetales; Powellomycetaceae
Product: P-loop containing nucleoside triphosphate hydrolase protein
Exons: 5
Coding region: 80-691 (203 amino acids)
Molecular function (GO): GTP binding; GTPase activity
Source: RefSeq, a predicted model, not a curated record